UAUGUCUCUGGAGAAUCCAGAUGGGUUAAGAGUUAAAGUCCUCAGGAUCAUUCACUUUAUAUGUGAGUGAGUGCUAAGUAAAACAACAGCCAGGCAGAGACAGUGAAGGAGGCAGACUGGCUGACUCUUUCUUGCUCUUGAGUAGUCCCAACUUGACUCUCCCUGGAGGUGAAUCCCUUCUCUGCAGAUGCUGUGAGUGUUUUUUCCAAACAUGAAGGUGUUAAUGUUCAUUUUGGUGUUGUUUAUGGAAAGUUUUCAAGCUUAUUCCAGUCCUUUCCAAGAGGUUAAUUGCCUUUGGCAUCCCUAUGGUUCCUGGUCAGAAUGUGAUGGCUGCACAAAGACUCAGAUACGAAGGCGGGUCAUAGCAGUUUAUGGGCAAUAUGGUGGCCAGCCGUGUGUUGGGAAUGCUUUUGAAAUACAAGCAUGUGUACCUACAAGGGGAUGCCCAGCAGAAGAUGGCUGUGGGGAGCUUUUCAGGUGUUCCUCAGGUCAGUGUCUUAGCAACUCAUUGGUUUGUAACAGAGACCGAGAUUGUGAAGAUGGCAGUGAUGAAGAUGUAUGUGAGAUCCCUGAAGGCAAGCCUUUGUGUGAUGUUGAUAGACCUCCUCCUCAUGUAGAAUAUACUGGAGCAGGGUUUAAUGUAUUAACUGGCCAGAUAAAGGACACAGUUAUCAACACAAAAAGUUUUGGAGGUCAGUGUAGAAAGGUGUUCAGUGGUGAUCAGAAAGACUACUACCGGCUGAGUGCGAGUGUCCUCUCCUACACAUUUCAGGUGAAAGUAGACAAUGAUUUCAGUUAUGAAUUUUACAAUAGUAGUUGGUCUUAUAUCAAGCAUCAGGAGACUCAUUUUACAUCAAAUAGUGGAUACAAGCAUGACUCACGUAAAAAUGAAAAUCAAAAUGAAAAGAGUUAUCAACUGAUGGUUAUCCAGAACAGUGUUGAAGUAGCUCAGUUCAUUAAUAACCAACCAGAAUUUUUAACUCUUGCUGAGUUCUUUUGGAAAGAUCUCUUUCGCCUCCCUUCUCUAUAUGACUAUAGUUCAUACCGAAGAAUAAUUGAAUUGUAUGGGACUCAUUAUCUGCAGUCUGGGUCUCUAGGAGGAGAGUACAAAGUUCUCUUUUAUGUGGACACAGACAGAAUGAAGCAACAAGAUUUUAGCUUACUAGCCAUGCGGGAAUGUACCUCAAAAAAUUACAAUUUUAUUUUUGUUAAAGUAUCUAAGCAGAAAUGCAAGGAACUUAUUGAGUUAUUAAAGUUGGCUUCAGGAGCGAAAAACAACUUGCUCCGUGGUAAUGCAGUUGUCAAGGGAGGAAGUCCAGCUUUGGUAGCUGGUCUUAGUUAUAUAAAUAUAGAUGAUCCUGCUGGAAAUAAAGCCCGGUAUGCUUCAUGGGCUGCAACUGUGGGGCAGUAUCCCCAAAUAAUAAAACAAAAGCUCGCACCUCUGUAUGAGCUCGUGAAGGAGGUUCCCUGUGCAUCAGUCAAAAGGUUAUAUCUGAAGAGAGCCAUUGAGGAGUAUCUGGCAGAAUUUGACUCUUGCCAUUGCAGACCUUGUAAAAAUGGUGGCUUGGCAGCAGUUGUGGGAACCCAGUGUCAAUGCUACUGCAAACCAUACACAUUUGGUGUAGCAUGCGAGUACGGAUUGCUUGCCGAAGGUCAAGAAGGAAUUGUUGAUGGAGGAUGGAGUUGCUGGUCUCCUUGGAGCUGUAUGGCAGGGAGGAAAGAAAGGAGACGAAGCUGUGAUAAUCCACGUCCUAGUGGAGGUGGCAAAUCAUGUAUUGGAGAAGCAUUUGAAACACAGCCCUGCGAAAAUGAAGAGUUAGAGCAUUUUCGCUUGAUAGAACCGCAUUGUUUUGAUAUGUCUGGAGUCUUCGUAGCUUCCUGCCCACCACCACCUUCCUUGGAAAAUGGAUUUGUUCAAGAUACAGGUCCAUCAUUUCCAGUUGGAAGAACUGUGGUUUAUACAUGCCAGGAGGGAUAUGCUCUUGUUGGGGACCCUGUUGCCAAAUGUGGAGAGGAUUUAACUUGGCUUGUUGGGGAAAAGCAUUGCCAGAAAAUAGGCUGUGUCUUGCCAGCCUUGGAAGAAGGUCUGCAAAGUGAUUCCCAGAAACCUUUCUAUGAGGUUGGAGAUAAGGUAACCUUGGCCUGCUCAGGGGGCAUGAUAUUGGAAGGCCCAUCUCUAUUCUCAUGUGGCUCCAGUCUAAAGUGGUGGCCCGAUAUGAAUUCACAUUGCAGAUUAAAAGCCACUGAGAAACCAGCAUUGAUGGCGCAACCAUGCCAACCCUGGGAGAAGCUGCAGAACUCUAGAUGUGUUUGUAAAAUGCCUUAUGAAUGUGGACCUUCUUUGGAUAUCUGUGCCCAAGAUGGGAGAACAAAAAGGAUUGUAGCCUUGACGGUUUGCAAGCUGCAUGUACUUGAGUGUAUGGGGAGAAGUUAUACUCUUACUAAUAGUGGGAGCUGCACUCUACCUGCUCUAGCUGAGAAAACAUGUGGGACAUGUUCUCUAUGGGAAAAAUGCAAUGUUCAGAUAAAUAAAUGUGUGUGCCGAGAAUCAGCAGCAAAUUGUGUGGAAGGAGGACUCAACAUUUGCGUGGAAGUGGAUGGGAGUGAGCAGACCAUGACUGAAUGUGAAGCUGGUGUCCUUAGAUGCCAAGGCCAUAGCAUCUCAGUUAUCAGCAUAAGGCCCUGUGGUGCAUAGAGCAAACAGGUGCCAUUGACUUGCUCAGUACUUAACCGGGAGACCUCUCCAAAUCUUUCCUGUAGCCAUUUGGGCAACCUUUUAGACUUAGAGCUAUGUUCCUGCCUCUCUCACUCAUUCUCUCUCCCUGCUAUGCCACCCAACAAUGCAGCCAUAAAUAUAGCAUAAAUAUUUCAUUCUCCAAAAUAUACUUCAGGGAUUCUUCGUUUUCACUUUACAACAGACCACAUCAAUUAAUCAAUCAAAUAAGCAUUAUUAAACACUUAUUAUAUACCAGAUACUAUGCUAAGUUCUGGGAAAUCAAAACAGGUGAAACCAGUCCCUGACCCAAGUAGCUUACAUCCUAACGGGGAGACAAAUUUAUAUAAGUAGGUACAUACAAAACAUAUACAUGGAGAAGGAAAUUAAUCUUAGAGGGGAAAUAAAGAAUCAUUCCAUUCUCUGCCACCCAGGAAUUUAUGUUCUACUGGGGACAAAUUGUUUACAAACCACUGAUAAAACACAUUAUGCAAAUUGUCAGGAAAACAACAACCCACAACUGCUUGAUUUAGACAAGUGGAGGCUGAUGGAGGCCUGUGAAUGCCCCCCUCCCCCGUCCCCCCAAAAGUAUAAUUACUGCUCUUCAAUGCAGUAAACUUGCUUCCAAUUUACCUUAUUUAAUCAACCCUAGACUCUCUUCUUGUCAGGAGCCUAAAGUGUUGAAAGGUCAGGGUAUUAUAUAUUUUAUCAUAGUGAAAGGAGCUAUCUUUCAGUUUUUUAAAUGAAUCAAUCCUUCAUGUCAAUCCUUAAAAAAGAGUAUUUUACUAAUCACUUCUUAUGUUCCAGGAUUUCUUUCAAGCAUCAAAGACACAAAGACAAAAGCAAGAAGGUGCCUGUCCUCAAGGAGUUAUAAUAACUAUAUUAUAUGUAAUAACUGUAUUAUAACUAAAAGUUGUAAUAGAGACAAAAUGUGCAUAUAUGAAUAUAUUUAAAUUGCAUAUAAGUGAGAUGCAAAGUAACCUUGAAUUUGUUGUUCAGUCACAUCCUACUCUUUGUGACCCUAUUUGGGGUUUUCUUGGCAAACAUACUGGAAUGAUUUGUCAUUUCCUUCUCAAGCUCAUUUUACAGAUGUAGAAAUUGAAGCAAAGAGGGCUAAGUGACUUGCUCAGGGUCACAUAGCUAGUAAGUUAUCUGAGGCCUGAUUUGAACUCAGGAAGAUGAGUCUUCCUUACUUGAGGCCUGGCAUUUUCCUCACUUUGCCACUUAGGUACCCCUAGAUUCCUCUUUUUUCUUUUGGUGAGGCAAUUGGGGUUAAGUGAUCUGCACAGGGUCACACAGCUAGUAAGUUUCAAGUGUCUGAGGCUGGAUUUGAACUCAGGUCCUCUUGACUCCAGGGCAGGCGUUCCUUCCACUGUACCACCCAGCUCCCCCCCCCCCCCCAGAUUCCUCUUGAAGGGGAAGGUACUAACAGCUUGGUGGACCCAGCAGGGCUUCAUUAAGGUCUUUCUCAUAAAGUUGUUUCUUUAUUACUCUUCUCUUGAUAUGGAUCAAAGGGAGCCCCUUUAUUCAUAGUUUUGAGGAAAUUCAUGCACAUUGGAAAGACUGAAUAAGUUUCACAAAGUAACAUGUUCCCAACUGAUUUUUUUUUAUUCUGAUGUAUGCAUAUCCAUAUCCUUUUCAUAGGAUUUGAGGCAAAGUUGUUGGAAGAUUUGGCUCUAUCCAUCUCUUUCUAUUUUUUUCUUUCUCACCUUCAACAUGGAAACAGAAAAAGCAGGUGUGGGUAGUAGAUUGAGUGGGAUUAAAACAAUAUGAAAUGGAUUUUUAUAUACAUACAACUCUAUUCUUUUGUUCUUGAUAAAGAAAUUGCAAUGAAAUUGCCACAGUUCUUAACUAUAAUUGUUUUAAAACUUGUAUAAAAGAGAAUAUUCUUAAAUUCUAAAUAAAUGAGAAAAAAAGAAUAUUCUUUAGCAUUGUUUAAUUAGUGCUCGGAAAGGUUUACCUUUAGAGAAACUUCACAAGGUUAUAUGUGUGUGCAUGUACGUAUAAUUAAUGCAUUCUUCUUAUCUUAAAUUUUAUAUGAAACCUAAUCAUGUUUAUAUUUUUUUUUAAAGAGAGGGAGUACUUAAAAACUUUUAUUGAUACCUUUUUUCUUUUUACAUUUGAGUAAUUUCUGUGUACACUCCUUUUCCUGCCAGUCUCCCCUCUCCCUUAGACCUCUUUUGAAACAAAGAAAAAACAGCUAAGCAAAAUGUAUCUGAAAGCGUGGGUGACAUUUCACGACUGUUCAUUUAAAGGUGGAGAGGAGGCUAUAUUUCCUCAUUUUUUCUCUGAGGUCAAGAUUGGUCAUUAUAAUAAUUAUAUUCAACUUGGUUUUAUUGUUACUUUAAUUUACAUUGUAAUCAUAGUGUAUCUUGUUUUCCUGAUUCUACUUACUUUGCCCUACCUUAGUUCAUGUCUUUUUAUAUUUCUCUGAAUUACUUAUUUAGUCUUUUUAUUAUAAUAUUACAUCAUAUUCACAUUCAAUCUAUUUUUUAGAUAUUCCCAAAUCAAUGGAUACCCACUUUAAUUCUAAUGCUUUGCUCUCACAAAAGUGAUGAUACCUAUUGUUUGAUAUAUUUGAGACUGUUUCUGUCUUUAACCUUUGGUAGGAGUAUUAGGAUAACACUUCUUUCCAUACAGGCUAGAUUGAGGUAGACUAAAAGGUAUUAAGACAUUCCCUGAGACUUGCUUGGCACAGGGGACUAAGAGCUCAGACAGUAGAUAACACUUCCUCAUCACCAGGGUAUGAAGCAGUCAUAAGGAGUUAGAAGGGCUAAGAUGCUUGGGUAGUGAAUGAUAAUGAGAGCUUCAUUCAGCUCAGUUAACCCAAAGGAUUCUCAAUUUCUAUUCUCAUCGAAUAUUCUUAUCCUACUAUUGUUAAAUAAAUCUGAUAAAUAACCUA
Molecule: messenger RNA, 5615 nt
Organism: Dromiciops gliroides (monito del monte)
Lineage: Eukaryota; Metazoa; Chordata; Mammalia; Microbiotheria; Microbiotheriidae
Gene: C7
Product: complement C7
Biological process (GO): immune response
Cellular component (GO): membrane attack complex
Molecular function (GO): protein binding
Source: RefSeq, a predicted model, not a curated record